AUGGAGGACAGGGUGUGGACUCUGUAUCUUGUCAUUUUGACACUGGGAUGGGCUGAGGCUCAGAGUCAGUCCAACUUCACCAGGCCGGUCUUCCACUGUGGAGGCCAUCUGGUUGUAGACUCAGGCAUUGUGGCCAGUGAAGGCUUCCCCAGUCACUACAAACCUAACAGUAAAUGCAUCUGGUACAUCACUGUCCCAGAGGGUCAUGUAGUCAUGCUGUCUUUCCGCCUCUUCGACAUGGAGGCUGACCCCACCUGUCGCUAUGACUACCUGGACGUCUACAAUGGUCACACCCGCUUGGUACAGAAGCUUGGCCGUUUCUGUGGGACGUUCCGGCCCGGAGCCCUGAUCUCCACCUCCAACACUAUGAUGUUAGAGAUGGUGUCAGACGACGCCACAGGAGGAAGAGGCUUUCUGGCUUCCUUUAAUGCUGGCAAGCCACAUGUGGAAGAGAAUCAGUUCUGUGGAGGACGGCUAACCAAAUCACAGGGCUCUGUCAAGACGCCCAACUGGCCUAACUCUGAUUAUCCAGCAGGCAUCAGCUGCUCCUGGCACAUCUCCGUAGAGCCAAGCAAUGUGAUCGAGGUGAAGUUUCAGAAGCUGGAUUUGGAACCUGACACAUACUGUCGCUAUGACUAUGUGGCAUUGUUUAACGGGGGAGAGACUGAUGACUCAAGGAGGAUUGGGAAAUUCUGUGGAGACCGGUCACCAGGAACCAUAGUGACCAAUGGGAAUGAGCUCCUUGUCCAGUUUGUCUCUGACCUCAGCGUGACCUCAGAUGGCUUCAUGGCCUUCUACUCAAGUGUGCCCCGUGGGUCUCGGACACCCACCGCUGGAGGAGACUUCAUCUACGGACCUCAGACUACCUCUGAGCCACAAAAAACAACCACAAAGCCAAGCAGACCUACCCCCAAACCUAGGCCUGGUAUCUUGCCUAAACCCACCCCAAAACCACCCAAAAAACCACUGGUAGUGAAGAUACCUAUCAAACCUCCACCACGCAGACCUACCACCAAGCCUGCAGUCAGGCCUACACCUAAACCCAAACCAGCUAAACCCACACCUAAAGCACCUGUGAAAAAGCCUACACCUAAACCCGGAGUUAGACCUACACCCAAACCCAAACCUACACCCAAACCCAAACCCACACCCAAAUCCAAGUUUAUUAAGCCAACGAUCAAACCAAGCAUCAAGGCUAAACCCACACGGAAACCUGUACUGAAGACAAAACCGACCAUAAAACCUAGUGUCAAACCAAAGCCAACACCUAAGAGUGGAAUUAAACCAACAGUCAAGCCUAAGAUCAAACCUAAAGCGACACCUAAGCCUGCAGUGAAGAAGACAGUGACAAAAAAGCCAGUUGUGAGUAAGAAACCUUUACCACUGAACCCACUGUGUACACAAGCCUGUAAGAGGCCAGGAACUCUGCAGUCCAGCUUCUGCCCUCAUGACUUUGUGAUCACGGGUAGGCUUACAUCUUUGACGCCUGGUCCAAGGGGGUCAGCGACAGUCGAGGUGUCCGUCAUCAAGGCCUAUAAGACAGGACGACUGAAUAUCACCAAAUCAGGACCCGUCAUGACGGUCACACUGACCUCCACCUGCAAGAAAUGCCCCGGGCUACUCAAAGGCCGGAACUACGUGUUGAUGGGAAAAGUCGACGCACAGGGCAACGGCCUCCUCAGCCCCUCCAGCUUCACUCUCCUCUAUAAGCCCAUCCACGCCAAAGCACUCGCCAACCUGUCACGCAAACAAUGCUGA
Molecule: messenger RNA, 1758 nt
Organism: Scomber japonicus (chub mackerel)
Lineage: Eukaryota; Metazoa; Chordata; Actinopteri; Scombriformes; Scombridae
Gene: pcolceb
Product: procollagen C-endopeptidase enhancer b
Exons: 9
Coding region: 1-1758 (585 amino acids)
Molecular function (GO): protein binding
Source: RefSeq, a predicted model, not a curated record